Molecule: messenger RNA, 671 nt
Organism: Cucurbita pepo subsp. pepo (vegetable marrow)
Lineage: Eukaryota; Viridiplantae; Streptophyta; Magnoliopsida; Cucurbitales; Cucurbitaceae
Source: RefSeq, a predicted model, not a curated record
GUUUUGUUCUUCCCAAACAUCAACUAUGCCUCUCGUCUUCUUUCCUUUCCCUAGAAUAUCCAUUUCAGCUGUUGCCCUCUUCUACCUUCUUACUUCUUCUUAUUUGUACGGAAAAGGAGACGACGCCGAGGGUGUUGCAUCAAGCGGUUUUGUCGGUUACGAGGAUCCACCCGAGAUUGUUGCCAAAGCAUUACUAUGCUUCAAUGAUAAAUAUAUAUACAGCGCGUGUGAAGAAUCGUAUAGAUUAAAGGCGAGUGGGAAUGUGGAGGUCCCACUGGAAAGAACAGAAGAAUACUGCAACGGGCCGUGUUUGGGUGAAACGCACUUAGUGCUUGAUUGCAUUGACGGCAUUUUUAGCAAUUUCUUGUUUUACAAUAAGGCCACGUUGCAAGAUGUUAGGGACACCAUCCACGCUGGAUGUGGCUAUGGCCCUCAAAGAGGAAACUUCGACGUGUUGGAGCACAUAAGAGCUGAAACAGGCAAAGCGUGGAGGGCUUCGAAUAAGACCGUUAUUGGAUUUAGCUUUAUUAUUUUGAGCCUUUUUAGCUUAUUCCUUUGAAAUUCCAUUAUUAUUAUAUAAUUAUCGAGAAAAGCUAUGUAUUUAAUUUCAUAAUUUAUCUUAUGUAACAAAUAGUGCGAGAUUUAGUGGAACUAAUCAUUAUUAUUAUCUU